AUGCCCGAAGUGCUCCAGGCUUUGUGCUCCAUAUGUUUAACAGAGAUAGGUGGGGAAUUCGGAGAACUUAGUCCCUGCAAGCACAAAUUCCAUCAGGAAUGUAUCAGACAAUGGCACACUUGUGCUCCGGACCUGAGAUGUCCUGCUUGUCGGGUCGAAUCGGACUCUUUCAUUGUUGCAGGACAACAUAAGAUUGACUUGACGACAGGAUUCAAGGUGAAGACGCUAGUUGAUGCUCAGCAGACCGAAUUGCUCGACCGCUUAAAUAAUACGGCGGUAUGUAGAGAUCAAUAA
Messenger RNA from Torulaspora globosa, 294 nucleotides. RefSeq names its product ubiquitin-protein ligase ASR1 (gene ASR1). Lineage: Eukaryota; Fungi; Ascomycota; Saccharomycetes; Saccharomycetales; Saccharomycetaceae. The transcript has a single exon. The record is from RefSeq and is a predicted model, not a curated record. The coding region runs from base 1 to 294 and encodes 97 amino acids.